AAAGUAUAAUUAAAUUUAAAAUGGCUGCUGGAACAAGAUGGAGAAAUGAUUCUUUUCUACGCCAAUAUUUGGGAUCUGGAAAAGAGUUGCCAACAGCUGAACUGCCAACACUGAGAGAUGUCCUAAGAUAUGGUAUUUUUUUAAGAGAAACAAGCAAACUAAACAGAAGAAACUAUAGUAAUUCUGAUUUGAUCCAGAAUAUUUAUAAUAAAAUUUCAGAAAAAUGGCAAAUGGCCAGUGUUUUAUUUGUGCCUCCCGUAAUUAGUUUAAAACAUAAUUUGGUAACAAGACUUAAAGUUGCAUGGAACAAAGCUAACCUGAUUUCUCAAAAUAGAGCAAGUAAACUUAUAAAACAAAAGUUUAAUUUAAUUAUUGACAAACUAUUUGAUUUGGUGGAGUGUAACUGUAAAAUAUCUCUUUGUUCUGAGCAAUGCUGUUCUACUGACUGUAAAGUUGGUGCCCACAUUACCUGCAUAUGUCCUAGGGAGAGAAAAAUACCAAUAAAUGAACUGGUUUAUAUAAAAGCCCAACGAGAAAAGAUUGGAUCUUUAAGUUCAUAUCAACUUGGGCCUGCUGAUUUGAUGGAGUCCAAAAAGUUCAAAAAAGUACAAAGUUGCAAACGAAGAAGAGAAGAAGAAAAACAAAUGAGAGAAAAAAAACACACUAAUUAAAAAGAAAAUAAUACGCAAUAUGAACAAGAUAACGAACAUGAAAAUUAUGAAGAGAAAUCUAAUGAAAAUGAGAUUUUUUCUAUUCAAAAGCCUUGUACAAAAUAUUUAAAAAAAUCUAGAAAUUAUGAAGAUAAUA
Hydra vulgaris (swiftwater hydra) is the source of this 807-nucleotide messenger RNA. RefSeq lists its product as uncharacterized. The record is from RefSeq and is a predicted model, not a curated record. Lineage: Eukaryota; Metazoa; Cnidaria; Hydrozoa; Anthoathecata; Hydridae.